Rhipicephalus sanguineus (brown dog tick) is the source of this 1859-nucleotide messenger RNA. Its product is annotated as coiled-coil domain-containing protein 125. Bases 35 to 1045 code for a protein of 336 amino acids. The record is from RefSeq and is a predicted model, not a curated record. Gene Ontology annotation, cellular component: cytoplasm. The transcript is spliced from 5 exons. NCBI's taxonomy places the organism in Eukaryota, Metazoa, Arthropoda, Arachnida, Ixodida, Ixodidae. Gene Ontology annotation, biological process: negative regulation of cell motility; negative regulation of Rho protein signal transduction.
CUGCGGCGACGUGCACGCAGCUGCUUCCGGCGCGAUGGAGGACGACGCGUUCGAGGGAGACCUGGGCCUCGCCGAGCGGCCACAGGAGCUGACCAAGCUACCGAGCCCGUCAACCGCUGGUGAAACCCUUCAAGUGGCCGUGGGCUGCCUCGAUGCCAGCGGAGUACACGACGAUGAGGUGAGCUCGCUGCAGAGUGAGCUGGACAUAUGCCGGCGCCUGCUGAAUGCCAAGUACCUGGCGGCGCACAUCCUGCUCAAGCAGGUGGGGGCUUCUGGGGUGCUCGGCCGGCGCUCAGACGCUCUCGUUGCGCAGCAGCUGGUGCGAGUCAGCGAGGAGAAGGAGGAAGGCACGCGCCAGAGCCACCGCCAGUGCGCCGAGCUGCUCAAGGAGCUCAAUGGCCUGCAGUACGAGCUGCAGUGCAUGGAGGAGCACCUUCGCCGCAGCCAGCAGGCUUGGCUCGAUCGGCUCAACAGCCUUGUGCGGGAGAACAGCGACAACCUUGAAACGCUGAGAGUGCAGGGCGAGGCGCUCAAGAGGCUGACCUAUACGGCGCAAGUGCUGCGGCGCGAGCGCGACGAGCUGCUGGCAUUGACCGACGUGAAGGAGCGUGACGUGUACCUGCAGCCCGCUACGAGUGCCCGGUCGCCGCUUGAGCUGGCCGCACUGGCCGCGUGCGCCUGCCGCGGUCCCCGCCAGGAGCCAUGCCGCUGCGCGCACGCGGCGGCCCACAAGCAGCGCCAGCUGGCCCAGCUCAUCGAGCGCACCAAGCGGCUGGAGGCUGAGACGCGCGACAGUGCCAAGACGGCCGACAUCUACCGCGAGGCAUUCGAGGUACAGCUGGCCAGGAACCGUACGCUCACGCGUCGCCUCGCCCAGAUGCAGUCGCGCAGAGACUUGCUCGGAGCGCUGCUCACCAAGAGACACGACAGGGGCCUUGUCGACGACCUCGUGGAGAAUUUGUGUGACAAAAACGAGGCCCUGGUCCAUCAGCAGGUUAUGGUCAAGCUUCUGGCUCUGCAGCUGGGACACGGCGAGCAGGUGUGAUUGUGGGAGCUGUCUCGCACGGAGUACUUGCAUCAAUGCAGGACUGCAGCAAACCACUGUAAACCAAGCCAAAGACACAGAACUACUACAGCACCACAAUUACCCCACGUUCCUGAGACGAAAUUCACUUACAAAACGCAGCAAUGAGAGUGGCGAGUCAGUCUGCGCUGUUGCCAGCUGCUGCCCUGCAGGACUUAGAACGCAUGCUAGACGUAAUAUUUUAUUACUGCGCUGAAUGCGACUACACUAGUCUUUCAAAUCAGUCUUUCAUGCGAAACACUCUUCUGCCUCCUUGCGGAAUUAAUGUUUCAUUAAAAGCAAAAUAAAUAAGUAGAUAUCAGUGUCAUUUUCGUUUGUCCUAUUCAUUUCACUCACAAUCGCCACGUUGGCACAGUGGUUACGGUGCUCGGCAUGGGCGUCGGCAGGCGUGUGCUAACGUUUAUUGAACAUAAUGAUCAUGUUUAAUUAACAUACUUUCGUACAAAGAUUAAUGAACGAGUGGCAUCUGUAUUGUAAAUCCUUUGACGCCCUGAUGCUCUCACCACGUGCGCUAACUAGGAGUUUUAUAUUUUCCAUAUGAGCGUGACGCAAAAAUUGCAUAUGCAAACUGGCGGCGAGUACUGAAAAACCCAAACGACAUUACAGACAAACGCAGGCUGGCUCGGGCCUCCGCAAGAACCGCGCGCACAGUCAACAGCCAGCACAAAACUACAGUGGUUGCUUGGGCGAGUUGGUACGACAUAUUGUAGGGAAACAGCGCGAAAGAUAAGGUAAAGGUAUAUAAUGCGUGGUUUGACGAAUAAAUGUUUGAUGU